AUGGGCAAUCCUGUGUCUAGCCCGAUAGCUGACUUUGUGAUGGAAUCACUUUUAGACAAUGUCACACGGACACUCGAUUUCCAGAUCCCGAUCCUAAGGAAAUAUGUUGAUGACCUACUGCUAGCCCUACCAAGAGAACAUGUCGAACAGGUAAGAGAAAAAUUCAAUCAAUACCACCCGAAAAUCCAAUUUACGGUCGAGAUAGAGUCAGAUUAUCGCCUCCCGUACUUGGAUCUGAUAUUGAUCAGGCAGCCAGACCAAUCAAUAAAAACCGAGUGGUAUCGAAAAGCGAUAGCGUCGGGUCGCUUUUUGAAUUUCAGAUCGGCUCACAACACACGGCUCAAAAUCAACACGGCUCUGAACUUCAUAAAACGUGUGAAAAUCUUUUCGACAAACAUUUCCCCCGAUGCCGCACUUAAGUUGAUCCAUGAAAAUUUGAAGUUAAACGAUUACCCUACAGCGUUAAUAAAUAGAUUAGUGCAGAAAGCGAACGAAACCGACACCACCAGCCAAAACACACAAGAUACACCCACACAACAUUACCGAUCCAUACUGAACAUCGACGGCCUAACUGCGAACAUAGUUCGUUCACUGAAAACAGACUAUCCGCAAGUACGCAUCGGCACCACGCAACAACAUACAAUACGCAGCCUACUGCCUGUGGUUAAGGAUCCGAUACAACCGAUCGAUCGUUCCAAUGUGGUAUACAACAUCCCGUGCGCAGGCGCAUCCGACCGUAACGAGACAUGCUCAAAAGUUUAUGUUGGGCAAACUAGCUACAAACUUCGUACUAGAAUGUCCAAGCAUAAAUGCGACGUCACCAAAUUGAACCGAAUCAUCGCCUCAGGGUCCACAGCAUCAGACCCAGCCAUCAGAGAGCUACGACAAUCGGCCGUUGUUGAACAUUGCUUCAACCAGGGACACGUGUUCGACUUCGACAAAGCCACCGUUCUCGAUAGCUCCAACAAGCACCGCCGGCAUCUAGAGGUACUCGAAAUGUGCUAUAUUCAAAGCACUCCGAAUACCGUAAAUAUACAGAACGACACAGACGGAAGAGCGAUCUCCUACGGCGGAGUGUUCCACACACUCUCUCGGACUGCUCACAAGCACUCAUCGGCGCCGGUUUCUGGCUAUGAAGAAGAAACCCAAACAACAAUAACAAACUGUGAGUCGAGUGGAUAA
Messenger RNA from Uranotaenia lowii, 1182 nucleotides. RefSeq lists its product as uncharacterized. The transcript has a single exon. The record is from RefSeq and is a predicted model, not a curated record. Bases 1 to 1182 code for a protein of 393 amino acids. Lineage: Eukaryota; Metazoa; Arthropoda; Insecta; Diptera; Culicidae.